This is a messenger RNA of Seminavis robusta, 2025 nucleotides long. Lineage: Eukaryota; Bacillariophyta; Bacillariophyceae; Naviculales; Naviculaceae. The record is from the annotation of a GenBank genome assembly.
AUGAAGUCUGCAGCAAAGAACUUUGUCCGACGAGUUCGGAGCAAGUCACCCUUCCGGAGACGAAAACGUGCCGAUACCCUUGUUGCAGAGAUACGUCAAAAGGAAGAAGCUUACCUGAAACAAUUGAAUGCACCCGAGGACCGAGAUCGAGCCCCACAUGGCCAACCAGAUGAUGUCGCCGAAAUUGAAGUAGUUCUCGAGUCCUCUUCAUUGGACUUUGGUGGCGCAAAGAGUCAAGGGAAUGGCAGUCAAGGAGAGAAACCGUACCGAAAAGAUGAAAUCAUCCCGGAUCUCGCCGCCUCGUCCACUGGAAGCACCGAAGAUCCACCUGUCUACAGCGCACAAGCGGCAGCUCGUCGCUUUAUGGAGAGACAGCAAAAGCUUGCCGCUGGCAAUCGAAGAAAGAGCUUCCGUGAUCGUUUCAUGCGACCUUCCAAGAGUUCGCCUAUUCCUCCUCCUCCCCAGCCUCCUUCACCAGCCAGAAGUACCAAGCAGAUGGGACUCUUAAUCCGAGGUUGCAAGUCAUCUGGGUCUUCGUCAACUUCUACCACCACCACCAACGACAUGCACACACCUCCGAAGGCUCUAGAGCGAGGACGUUCCCGAGAACGAGCCACUCGUGGUGCUCCCUCAUCUCUCCGUGCAAGUUCCAAGUCGAGCCAACAGUCUGGUGGAAGCAAGCGAACUGGGGAUCCAAUCAAGAUCAUCCCUGCCAAGGAAGAUCCACCACCAAAACCAAAGCCUCAUUUUCUCUUUGGGUCGAAUUCUGGUCACUCAUCACAGUCUGUUACCGGUAUGAUUGAAGUGGGCUCACAAAGUCGUGUCAGUGAUUUGAGUGCCCCUGCGGCCAUUAUUCGCCAAGAGUCGCUAGGCAAUGAAUCUAUCCGAGGAGUCCGACAAGCACUGCAGAAAAUGGAGCUGGAGCUGGCCGCGGCUGGUAAUGCCGGGAAGCGAGUACCAAGAGACAAGAUCAUGAAUGCCCUCACCUUUGUGGCCAAUGCUCUGCAUCGGGAUGAUCAAAAGGAGGCGUUGGUCAAGGAACUGGAUGCUUGGAUUGAUGAAUCAGUGAUGGGUGAUCGUGGACGAAGGGUAGUUGCAGAUGAAGAAGACGAUGAUGGAAGUGACGAUGAUGAAACGUCUUAUUCUGACGAUUGCAGUAGUACCUUUGAUCUAGAUGCAUUCGACGAUGGAGGAUCCAUUGGCCCACACAAGAGUCAACAAUCUCAGGGUUCAUUCCCCGACCUGAUGAACCGACUCGGAAAGUUUUUCACAAUCAGCGACGAGGACAAGACAGCUGUAAAACAAGCUCUGGAUGAUCUUUUACUAUCCGAGUUUGUUUCUGAUAAACCGGCGCGAUCAAGAAAUGGAUCGCGGUCGACACGACAUCCUGACAGCGACUCGGACGGAGACUCGAUUGGGGAAUUUGAUCCAACCCUAGCCUGCAGUAUUCACGUCCCCAAGCCUGAAGAUGACGCUCGGGGUCGGUCAUGGUGGAGACGACAUGGUAUUGCGGCUAGCGGGGUCAUGAAGAAGGAGAACCUGUAUCCCAUGGCAGACAGGGCGCCUUCUCCAGAGUCGAAACUGUCGGUACCAUCUCCAACCGGCAAGGUAAACCCACGUUUGCUCAAGCCCAAGCCUAGUGUAAGCAGCGGCAGCAGCAAAUCCUCGGGUAGAUCUCGCACUCAAAGACAGCAUCAGCCAGCAGCCUUGAAGGAACGGCCUCAAGUCCGGCACAAGGUACACGAAGACUCGGAUACGAGUGUAGGUUGGAGCAGCCUCGAUGAUAGCGAGUUUUGGCGCAAAGGAGACAGAUACACUAUUCCCAAGCAUCCCAAGGCAUCGACGCAGCAAGUCAAGUUCGCGAAUCCACAUUACAAACUGGCCUAUUCCAACACACGUCGGCCAGAGUAUGAUCGCUUUGAAACAGAGUUUCUCGCUCCGAAGGAAGAAGACGAGUUUGCAGAAUGGGACGAAGCUUGCCUCCAUCCUCCCGAGAACGUCAGCCACAGAAGACAAGCUGUUUGA